This is a messenger RNA of Suillus clintonianus, 1674 nucleotides long. RefSeq names its product Metalloenzyme, LuxS/M16 peptidase-like protein. The transcript has 5 exons. Gene Ontology annotation, molecular function: metalloendopeptidase activity; metal ion binding. Gene Ontology annotation, cellular component: mitochondrion. The record is from RefSeq and is a predicted model, not a curated record. The coding region runs from base 49 to 1473 and encodes 474 amino acids. NCBI's taxonomy places the organism in Eukaryota, Fungi, Basidiomycota, Agaricomycetes, Boletales, Suillaceae.
AUUUUGGUGAACUGCACUGCGGGACUUUCGUUUACUGUCUUCUUCGGAAUGGUCUCGAGAACACUGUCGGCGUCGGUAGCUCGUUCACUCAGGACUGCAGCGCGCAAUCCUCGGCCUUUGCGGUCAUUUGCCACAGCUGUGAACAUUCCAUCUCCCAUCACGCAAACCACAACUCUUUCCAAUGGCCUAACUGUCGCAACAGAGUCUCAUCCUCAUGCUCAGACCGCAACAAUUGGCGUCUGGAUUGAUGCCGGUUCGCGUGCCGAGACUGACAAAACUAAUGGCACUGCCCACUUCCUCGAGCAUAUGGCCUUCAAGGGCACCAAGCGUCGCAACCAACACGCGUUGGAGCUCGAGGUCGAGAACCUUGGCGCACACCUAAAUGCGUACACUUCUCGCGAGCAGACCGUGUACUAUGCAAAGAGCUUCCGAAAGGAUGUUCCGAUCGCCGUUGAUAUCAUUUCCGAUAUUCUACAGAAUUCCAAAUUGGAGACUACAGCUGUUGAGAGGGAACGUGAUGUCAUCCUUCGAGAGCAGCAGGAGGUCGACAAGCAGCUCGAAGAGGUUGUAUUCGAUCACCUUCAUGCUGUUGCUUUCCAACACCAACCGCUUGGUCGUACCAUCCUUGGCCCCAAAGCCAACAUCCUUUCCAUCAAGCGCGACGACCUUGAUUCCUACAUCAAAACCAACUACACCGCCGAUCGCAUGGUUCUCGUUGGUGCUGGAGGUGUUGACCACCAGGAGCUGGUGAACCUUGCUGAAAAGCAUUUCUCUUCGCUUCCCGUCUCACAGAACCCGAUCCCUCUCGGCCGUCUUGCUCAUGCCCGGUCAAACUUUGUCGGUUCAGACGUUCGUCUCCGUGAUGACGCAAUUCCUUGUGCACACGUCGCCAUUGCCGUUGAGGGUGUCGGUUGGAGCUCACCUGACUACUUCCCCAUGCAGGUCAUGCAGAGCAUCAUGGGCAACUGGGAUCGCUCUCUCGGCGCAUCUCCUCUCCUCUCCUCUCGUCUUUCCCACGUUAUCUCCUCGAACAACCUUGCUAACUCAUUCAUGUCCUUCUCGACGUCUUACUCCGACACCGGUCUCUGGGGUAUUUACCUAGUAUCCGAGAACCUCAUGAACCUUGACGAUAUGGCACAUUUCACUCUGAAGGAAUGGUGCCGCAUGUCUAUGGCUCCGACUGAUGUCGAGGUCGAGCGCGCCAAGAGCCAGCUCAAAGCCGGCCUGUUGCUCUCUCUUGACGGGACGACUGCUAUUGCCGAGGAUAUUGGAAGGCAACUCGUCACUACUGGUCGCCGUCUCACCCCUCAGCAGAUCGAGUCUGCCGUCGAUGCUGUGACCACGGAUGAGAUCAAGCGCGUUGCACAGAAAUACCUGUGGGACAAGGACAUCGCUAUUGCAGCUCUUGGCCCGCUCGAUGGUCUUCUUGAUUACAACCGCAUUCGCUCAGACAUGUCGUCCAUGAUAUAUUAAAGGAUGAUCAGGUGUGAUUGUUAUUGGGACGCUAGCUAGACGAUAUGCUGUUCGCUGUUGUUCUUUCCGAGUAGAUGGCGGAAUAAAUGACGUUUAAUACCUUCAUAAUUUUCUGUCAGCAAAUUGAUUAUGGUGACCUGUGCAGGUUGUCGACCAAAUUUCCAUCGUGAGUAAUCACAUUAACGGGUUGUUGCUCCUUUC